CGCCAAGAUACGCGCGCGUCUUGUUGUUCUUUAGCUCUCAUCCUCGCAUUUGAACCCUCGAUCGCUUAUGCGGCUCCUCGUGUACGUUGCGGCGCUGAGCCACUGCGCGCUGACGUCGGUGGCACUCUCGUGCGACGCGGGCUACGGCGUUGACACGACCACGUCCAGCUGCGUCCAGUGCAUCCAAGGCCUCUACGGCGCGGGGGGCAACUCAACGUGCAAGCCGGUGCAGUGUGCGCCAGGGUUUGCGGCGUCGGCUGGCGCGGUCAACGCCACCGACUGCGCCGUGUGCCCGUCGGGGUACUUUAGCAGCGGCGGGCAGUCCAUCUGCAACCCAGCCACAUGCCCCCCAGGGUAUGGUAUGGUCGCUGGCUCCAACGACCCGACCGACUGCUUGGCGUGCGGCGCUGGCAUGUACAGCCUCGGGGCGAGCAUGGCGUGUUCGGCCAUGGCCUGCGCGCCGGGCACCGCGUCGUCCAAUGUCAAGGCCGCCGACCCGACGUCUACGUGUACAACCUGCGCCCUCGGACAGUUUUCAGCGGGCAAUGCGUCGCGAUGCGUCGAUAUGAAGUGUGCGCCCGGUACGACCGGCGUCGCCAACGCCAGUGCUAGUGAUCAGUGCGGCACGUGUCCUGCUGGUCACAUCUCCCACGGUGGCGCCUCGCUCUGCGUUGCUUGCGAGCGCGGCUACUACGCAGCCGCAGGCGACACCACGUGCAAACCGGCGACGUGCCUUCCUGGCUGGGCAGCCGACGCCAAGGCGGCGUCGGCAACAGAAUGCACGGGGUGCCCAGUUGGCACGUACUCGAUGGGCGGCGCUGGCGUGUGCACCCCGGCGGCUUGUGCGCCCGGUACGUUUGCCCCCGAGGGCGCGACGUCGCCGACGUCGCAGUGCGAGCUGUGCCCGCUUGGAACGUACGCACAAGGCGGCGACGCGCAUUGCAAGCCCACCGCGUGCCCCCAAGGAUCCGGUGCAGCUCUCGGCGCGUCGGACGCCACUGCCAACUGCUCGAUUUGUGCGCCGGGAACGUUUAGUAUUGGCUUCAACCACCCGUGCGCAGCGACGUUGUGCCCACCGGGCACCGCGUCGGCGGCCCCCGGCGCGCACCUCUCGCAAGGCAUGUGCGAAGAGUGCGUCCACGGCUUCUUUAGCGCUGGGGGUGGCACCCAGUGCGCUCCCGGGCUCUGUGCACCGGGUUACGCACUGCCUCUCGGCGCCAGUGAUGGCGUGGCGGACUGCAAGGUGUGCCCCCAAGGCACGUUUGGCCGCGGCAACAGCAGUGUAUGCCUCGAAACAACGUGUGCUCCUGGCCAAGCGGCGCCGGCCGCCGCCUUCGAUCCCGUCGCACAGUGCAGUACGUGCCCUACUGGCUGGUUUAGCGCCGGCGGGUCGGCGAAUUGUGCGCCGUGCACGUGCGCACCAGGCACGGCGGCGGCACCAGGCGCGACGACCGCCACCGACCAGUGUAUCGCCUGUGGCGUAGGUCUCUAUAGCAACGGCUCAACGAGUUCGUGCGCCGAUAUGAGCUGCAAGCCAGGAUUCGCAUCCCACUCGACGGGCGCUUCGGAUAUCGAUGCGACGUGUACGCUCUGUAGCAACGGAACCUUCAGCGUGGGCGCGUCGCACCAAUGCGCGCCAACGACGUGUGCUCCCGGAAGCUGGGCAGCUGCUGGCGCGACCGACGCCAUUGGCAAUUGUACGAUGUGUCCGGCUGGUCACUUUUGCUCUGGGGGCGCAGCGCCGGCACGACCAACAACGUGUGCCCCGGGCACAGCAUCCGCAGCGAACGCGACAGACCCCGUGCUUCAGUGCAACACGUGUCCGCAGGGCACCUACAGUGUCGGUGGCUCGACAGAGUGUCGCCCGACGCAGUGCCCGCCCGGCUCGUCGUCGCCUUCCGGGGCCUCGGACCCGGUGGCCAACUGCACAGCGUGCGCUGUCGGAAGGUAUUCCGUCGGCGGCACGAGCCCCUGCCUGGGACCGACGACGUGCGCCCCGGGGUUUGCGUCCCAAAUCGGCGCAACCUCGGUGAAUGGCUCGUGCACGAAAUGUGUCGCUGGCAAGUUCAGCGCCGGAGGCAAUGCCACGUGCGCGGUGACCGCGUGCAGCCCGGGGUACGGAUCGCCACCCGGCGCGUCGUCGGCGACCGAGCAGUGCUACGAAUGCAAACUCGGGUACUUUUCGCCUGGCGCAGGGUUCGACUGCGCGCCCAUGACCUGCUCCCGGGGCACCGGCGCGACCCAAGCGGGUGCGGCACAUACAGACUCGACCUGUGGUGUGUGCGACGCCGGCUACUUCUCACCCGGCGGGGCCACGCUCUGUGCCAAGACGGCGUGCGCGCCUGGCUACAGCUCCCCCAAGGGCGCUGACGUGGUUGACGGACAGUGCUUUCCCUGCGCUGCGGGCCUUGUUUCGGCCGGCGGCGCCGCGCAGUGCACCGCGGCCGCGUGUGAAGUGGGCGACUCGACGCCACCGGCGUCAGCAUCCAACGCCAACUGCACCUUGUGUGCCCCGGGGUACUUCUCGAAUGGCGGGUCGACCAAAUGCAUUCCAUGCUCGUGCGACGCCAAUACGCAAUGCGUCGGCGGUGCGACCUCGUCCUGCACGCCCUGUGCCCCGGGGCAAACGAGUGCCGGAGGCGCCGAUCAGUGUCGGGCGCCCAACGCAUGGCUCAACUACGUCGACGUCAAGCUCCAUCUCGGCGGGUACGCGUUGGCGUACAUGAGUACCUACCAGCUCUCGGCGCUCACUACGCGUUUGAGUGCUCACUGGAAUGCAUCUGUCGUGCUGCUGAGCCUCGCAAGCGAGUCACCGCAGACGGCAGGGCUCCAACUGCAUUUGGCCGCCAAAAGCGAUCUCAACAGCGAUCUCUACACGCUCAUUGCGACCAAUAGCACGGAUGCGCCGCUGCUCAAGAUGCUGCAAACCACGGCGGCGCUCCACAGCGUCACCAGCAUUGGCGCUGUCCAAACCACCGAGUUUGCCAACGGCGUGGUCGUCGUCCACGAACAAGAUGCGGGCAUCACCGGCGCCAGUGGCCCGGCCUUGAGCACGACAGCGAUUGCGUUCAUCAUCGCAGCCGCGGUCGCCGUUCUGGUACUUGUGGCGUUUGCGGCGCAUCGAUUCGGUCGCGCCCGCAAGGAGGAGCACGCGAGCGAGCCCCGGCGGCCGUCGCGAAAGCCGUUUAGCCUCAGCCCAACCAAAGCCAAAGCCAUGCACACCGAGUUUACGACACCUAUGUACCAAAAGCGCCCGCUUGUGUAGCCAUCGCGUCUGGUGCGACAUUCGCUGUAGGCCCCGUUGUGCUAACUUUCAAAGCCUUGCAUUGCACA
Saprolegnia diclina VS20 is the source of this 3333-nucleotide messenger RNA. RefSeq lists its product as hypothetical. The record is from RefSeq and is a predicted model, not a curated record. Gene Ontology annotation, molecular function: protein binding. NCBI's taxonomy places the organism in Eukaryota, Oomycota, Saprolegniomycetes, Saprolegniales, Saprolegniaceae. Bases 68 to 3265 code for a protein of 1065 amino acids. The transcript has 5 exons.